Messenger RNA from Sphenostylis stenocarpa, 305 nucleotides. The record is from the annotation of a GenBank genome assembly. NCBI's taxonomy places the organism in Eukaryota, Viridiplantae, Streptophyta, Magnoliopsida, Fabales, Fabaceae.
AAAAUACUCGUGCAACUUAUCCAAUUGAGUACAUUUCAAAUGUGAAGUUACCAUGUGUUGGUCCUCACCCAAAGAAUGCAUGUGAUGCAUUUGGUGUGCUUCCACCUGUGAGUAAGCUAAGCCUGUCACAGACCAUGUACCAUUUCAUCAGUGGAUACACAACUCUGGUUGCUGGCACAGAGGGUAUAAAGGAGCCACAGGAAACAUUUUCAGCUUGCUUUGGUGUCGCGUUUAUAAUUCUACACCUAACCAAGUAUGCAGUCAUGCUUGCUGAAAAGAUGGAGAACUAUGGUGCUACUGGGUAG